Messenger RNA from Pyrus x bretschneideri (Chinese white pear), 3639 nucleotides. RefSeq lists its product as uncharacterized. The record is from RefSeq and is a predicted model, not a curated record. Lineage: Eukaryota; Viridiplantae; Streptophyta; Magnoliopsida; Rosales; Rosaceae. Bases 61 to 3090 code for a protein of 1009 amino acids. The transcript is spliced from 11 exons.
CCUCCCAUAGACACACAGAAAAGAGAUAGAGGCACACAGAGCUUCAAAGCCCUCGCAGCAAUGGCGGAGGUCGACGACGCCGACGACUUCGGAGACUUCAAGUUCGUCACCGCCGUCGAUCCCAAUCCCAAGAUCAACGGACGAGAUUCGACCGUCUCGGACGACGAUUGGGGAGACUUCGUAACCGACAGCUCGAGCCAGAUCAAAGCUCAGGUCGUGCUCUCCAAUGGAAUCACGUACUCCCAAUCACCUCCCGCCCAAAUUCCCUUCGACCCUUUUGGGUCUUUCAAUGUUUCUAAUGGGUCGGCGCCGACCCGACCCGAAACAGAGCCAAUCCGAGUUGAGACUGAGCCCGCGAAGGUUGAUAAGACUCGGUGGGUGAAGCCGCAGGGAGCUUUGCCGUUGUCGUUAUUUGGUGAAGAGCAGGAAGAGGAGGAGUCUAGUGCGGGCGAGUCCAGGGUUGGGGACAUUGCAAACGAGGGAUUUGCGAAAAAGGAGUCGAAUUUGAAUGUGAAAAAUGUUGGGAUCGAUGAUUUGAUUGCGAAUUUGUACGGUCAGAAUCCAUACAUCGUGUUUCGAAAUGGGUCGGAUUUGAAUUUCGGCUCCGGCGGUCCUAAUUCGACUAUAAAGGGGUUAAAUUUCGUUGCAAAUGGGAUGGAUUUGAAGUUUGAUGAUCCGAUUUCGAAUGGAAAUGGAAAAUUUGGUGGUUUUAAUUUGGGUGCGAAUGGUUUUGAUUUGAAAUUUGAUGGCGUGGGUUCGAAUUCGAAGACAAGUGUGUCGAAUUCGGGUUCUGGUGGUCCUACUUGGGUAAAAAACGGGUUGAAUUUCAGUGCAAAAGCAUUGGACUUGAAGCAUGAUGCUCUGGUUCCGAAAGAGAAAUUGGGUGGCUUGAAUUUGGAUUCGAAUGGUUUUGAUUUGAAAUUUGAUGGGGUAGAUUCAAAUUCGAAUACAAAUGGGUUGAAGUUGAAUUGGGAGGAAGGAAAUGUGAACUUUAAUGAGGAGGAUGAUGAUGGUUGGGAAUUCAAAACUGCGGAUUUGAAGGAAAAAGGGAUUGUGGAAGUAGCAGGAUCGAAACCGGAAUCAAGUGCACACGUACGACCAGGAAUCCAGGUUGAGGAGAAGUGGCAAGCAAAUACUGGAGGAAGUGGAUUUAGUGGGGGAUUUUUAUUUGAUUUCAACCCAAAGCCUGUUACUCGAGAUAAUUUUUUCUUCGAUCCACUUUCAAUAAGCAAGCAGAACAAUGCUCCGGAUAAACCCAAUUCUACUCCGGUUAAUGGAAAUCUGUGGGAGUUCAAGGAUGCAUUUUCAGAAACUGGACCAGAACAUAAGUUGGAAGAGGCAAAGGCUGCCAGUCAUGCUAGUGUUGGAGCUCAUGCUCGUAAUGAUUUUUUUGCUGCAUUUCAUGGGGAUUCUAGCAAGUCUGGAGCAAGUAACUUUGCAUUUCCUUAUAUCCCGACUUCUGGCACGAAAGGUGGUGUAAUCUCAGAUUCACAUUCCAGUGGCAAGAAAGAGGACAAUGUAAAGGAGUUGAGUAGUUCUCCAGAUGCUGGUUCAGAUGACGAUUUUUGGGAAUUUAAGGAUGCAUUUUCCGGAUCUGGAUCAAAGUUCGAGGGGGAGUCGGUGGUUGCCGGUAAUUCUCCCAUCAGUAUAAAUCCAUCUGCAAUGGGUGUUGAAAUACAGCACAAUGAGGUAACACUGGAGAAUCAUCGGCGAGCCUUGCCCCUGUCCAUUUUUGGAGAUGAAGAACUGGAGACUGAUGAUUCCUCAAUUCAAUUUCAACAAAAUAUUUCUACUCAUACAACUGCAUCCCACCAAGUAAAUACCAAUAAAAGCCCUGCGUCCAAUCUAUCCAUCACCGAUCUAAUAUCAAGCUUAUACAGUCAAGUGGACCAGAACACUAACACAAUUCAUGCGCCGAAAUUAACUGAAAAUACUAUACAUACUGCCCCAACCAUUUUGGAAUCUGAUUUUGGUGAUGAUUUUGAUGAAGAUUCUUGGGAAUUUAAGGAUGCUGUUUCAAGAGAUCAAAACCAAACUUCUAUUGCUACUCUUGAAGAUUCACCUCAAGAUUCUUCUACUAAAGUCCAUCUAGAUAAUUAUGUGGAUUUAUAUUGCAAACUGAAGGAUGAAACAUAUGGUCUUGCACUCUACCAUCUUGAAAAUAAAAAGAAAGCUCAAAGUGGUGCUUCUCUUUCUGGUGAAGAUACAACAGUAGAUACUCUGGAAGAUCUGGAACAGGAAAUCCAGAAAUUGUACAGUGAACUACAUCAACACAAUAUGAUCUCUGAUCAAUUCCAGUCAGGGAAUCUUUCUUCAAGAAAUACACAACUUCAUGAAGUUCGUAAACUUCUACAAGAUCCAAAGGUCCAAGUUUUUGAGUCAGAAUAUAAGUUGUCGCAAAGAUUGUCGUUGGCAGAGAAUGAUUUGAGAUCUGCCGUUGAACUUUCAAGACACGCAGCAUCCACAUUAAGGAUUCUUAGAUUAGGAUCAACUGAGGAACAAUCUAAUUACAUUUCCACCUGGUCUCGAAUAGUGUCUGUUUGCGCUGAAGAGUUGAAACAUGGUUCUCUAAUUUGGAGGCAAUCAUUAGAAGCGAAUGUUCAGAAUCAAAUACUAUCCAAACCUCAAGGCAAGCAGUAUAUCCUUUCCCUUGGAGAAAUUUACAGAGUAGUUUUAGUUCUCGAAGCGUCUGCCAAACUUUACGAGUCAUGGAUUCUAUUACAUUCUUCAGACUGUUCUAGCUUUUUUUCUCUUCUAAACGAGUGCUCUACUUUAUGGUCAAGUUCGGGACUUGAUGAAGCUCUCAAGAGCAUUUCAGAUGCAAUUGAUUUUAAAUAUGAUGGGACCAUUGCGGAACUACUAGAUUCCAUGACAUAUAUUCAUCAUCUCGAUGCAUUUGCUCUCCAAAACCAAGUUGUUGUUAAUGACCAAGAACCUAUUUGUUCGCUGUCACUAUUAACUGCAGGAGCCGUGCCAGGUGUUAAAAUGGUGAUGUGGAAUGGGGAAAACUACUUGUUGAAACUUGCGAACUUAUGGGCAAAUUUAAUUAGUCCUAGUCCUCCGCAAUUGCCCCACGUGCGUUAUAGCUGAUCGGAAAAUCAUGCUGGAGGAAUCAAUGAGGACUUUUGAUGUGCUCUUUGGCUGAAAAUAGCCACUACAUCUCUCAGUUCUCUCUAGAAUGUGGCUUUGACGGACUGAAAAGCAUGACGAUCAAUCAGAAAGAAAGGUAGUGACUUUUCAACAACACGAUUAGGAAGUAAUCUGAUCCGAAAGACAGUCGGCUGCUCAGUUUGAUCCAACCAAACCUUGAUCUGAUUCUUUUGUUUCGAGCUUGCCAUUGUGUUUUUGUGGAGCCAUUGUACUAUAUCGAUAGGAUGUAGAAAAGGUUUUUGUAUCGAUGUCUGUAGCUAUGUGUGCCUGAAGGUAAAACCGGGUGGAUAAGAAAAGCAUCCCCAAACUCCGUUUUAGAAUUUUGAAACGAGGAAACAAAAUAGGCCAUAAAAACGAGGUGUGGAGAAAUUACUAGUCAAAAGCUUACACAAGGUGCAAAAUGCAAAUGUAGCUUUUUGUGUGGUAAUACCAUGUAAUAUAUUUUGUAUUGUGUUUUAUGACAUUGAUGAACUACAAGAUUGUGGAGAA